AUGGCUUUGAAAACUAUAGCUCUCUUUCUGGGUCUUAUAUUGGCCUGCAUAGCAGCAAGCGGGACAUCAGCUAGGGACCUUUUCAUCAACCCUGAAGCAAGGGUUGAGACCAGCAAUAACCUAGUUGACUGCUGGAAUGCGUUAUUGGAGAUCAAAUCUUGCUCAAAUGAGAUUGUUCUGUUUUUCCUUAAUGGGACAGCAGAUAUUGGUCCUGAAUGUUGUCGUUCUAUUGCUAUUAUUACUCGUAAAUGCUGGCCUGCUAUGCUUACAACUCUUGGCUUCACAGCCGAGGAAGGGAAUAUUCUCAGAGGCUACUGUGAUGCAGCUUCUUAUUCUCCUACUGCUGCUCCUCCUCUUGCUGCUGCCUCGCCGUUGCAAUAUAACCCUCUGGUCAAUUAG
Molecule: messenger RNA, 399 nt
Organism: Hevea brasiliensis (rubber tree)
Lineage: Eukaryota; Viridiplantae; Streptophyta; Magnoliopsida; Malpighiales; Euphorbiaceae
Product: egg cell-secreted protein 1.4-like
Exons: 1
Coding region: 1-399 (132 amino acids)
Biological process (GO): double fertilization forming a zygote and endosperm
Source: RefSeq, a predicted model, not a curated record